Molecule: messenger RNA, 1359 nt
Organism: Chara braunii
Lineage: Eukaryota; Viridiplantae; Streptophyta; Charophyceae; Charales; Characeae
Source: the annotation of a GenBank genome assembly
GUGUCGUAACAGCCAACGACAUCGAUCUUCAGCUUCGGGUUUCCUCCACGGCGCCAGAGGUCGUCCUCUCGGAGCUCCGUCCUUUCACCUGGCCUCAAUGAACCGCCAUCGCCUCUCUACCUCCAGCCUUCCCUCCGACAUUCCUACGUUUUGGGUGUCUGCUGUGGACCCCACUCUAUCGUUCAGGAUUAGGCAGUUGGACGUGCCAACUUUGGACGCCGCCAAGUGGGCACUGUGGUGGCACGCUUAUGUGGCGCUCAACUUCUUCCUCCUCAAAGUUGUUUUCCACUGGGCGGGACCUGCUGACAAGAGUGAGGAGGACGAGAUCUCGGAUGAUGAGCCGAAGUUAUUGAUUGUCCAGGCGUGGAGGACGGAUACGGAGGGUGAGCUUCUGGGGAUCCUGUUCGGGGAAGUACGUGACAGCCACCUGGAUUCGAUCACAUACGAAGUGCUGGUGUUCUUGACCCAACUGGUGCACGACCUACCUUUGGACAUCCUCUCGCGCUGCGACGAAAGGCCCGGGACUGCCACACUCGCCCGUGCCUUGGCCCCCCAUCUCCUGUGGUCUACGUGCACAAAGCUCGUCGGAGAUCAUUACUGCUAUCCCUCCGAGGGCGCUUACCUGGUCAUCAACGUCACUGAUCUCUCCUUCUGGGAUCCUCUCAUCCGGCGAGUGAACGUAGGAGAGACCAGCGAGGAAGCCGAAGAGGAAGAAAAGGAAGCAGUCGAGGAAGAGAUCGAGGAGGACGACCAUCUUCAGUACAAGGAAGGAGAGGAAACACCAGAAGAAGAAGAAUCGGAGGCUGAGUCGGACGAUCCCGAUUAUCACGACUCGAAGGAUGUCGGGUCAGAAGAGGCCAGCUCGGAAUGGAAGGAGACUGAGGAAGAAGAGGCCGGAUCGGGUGAGUCGAGCGAUCCUGACAAACUAAGCAGGGAAGAGAGAAAGGUCGUGCCACAGAGGAAACGAACAGCGGCAGAAGGUAAGCGGCCGAUUGAGGAAUCAAGAGGGCCACCGCCGCAAUUGCUACAAGGCGAUCCGACGCUCAAUCCGAAACUGCCACAAGAAGAGGCCAAGAGAAAUGGAGGUGCCACGACAGAGGGAUCGGGAGGCCGACGUCGCCGAAGAAGUGAAUCCCCGAACCAAUCCCCUCCCCGGCCAAACCUUCGCCUACGUCGAGAUGCGGGCACUCGGGCUUCGUGCCCGGUCGUUAUCCCGUCGUCCCCAUGACUUCCUCAGUCUUCUGCAGCUCGUAGGCCGACCCCCAUUCCUUGAUGGAUGGCACCCCUUCCCGCCUUCCCCCUUCCACCGCCUCUACUCCACUGAGUCCACUCGCCUCCUGAUCACAAUCUUCCCACGCG